Messenger RNA from Hirundo rustica (Barn swallow), 2709 nucleotides. RefSeq names its product cerebral endothelial cell adhesion molecule (gene CERCAM). Bases 731 to 2320 code for a protein of 529 amino acids. The transcript is spliced from 12 exons. The record is from RefSeq and is a predicted model, not a curated record. NCBI's taxonomy places the organism in Eukaryota, Metazoa, Chordata, Aves, Passeriformes, Hirundinidae.
GCAGGGGAAGGGUGUGGGGGAUCUUCACCUUUAUCCGCUGCACCCCCGGGAAUCCCUGCAGGGUGUUUAAAGAGCAGGCUGUGGAGCUGAGGGAACACAGAUCCUGCCUUGUCCCCGGAAUGUGUCAAAUCCCCAUAACAUCAGUGCCUGGGGGAUGUCCUGAGGCUCUUUGACAGGUCGAGGGUGCCAAGGAGUGCAGGAGUUUGGGGUUUGGUCCAGUGCAAGGUGAGCUCAGCUCUGUUUGUGCUGGGCUCCCUGUGAACAUUGUUGUGAGGGUGGGUGGGAGAGCUGGGAAUGGUGAUUGGUGCCCGGCAAAGAGAAUGUUCAGGAAGGGAUUUUUUGCUGCCUUUCCUCUCACUGCUUGAGUCCUUUCCUCUCACUGCUGCAAUAAUGGGAUGCAUUGUGGGGUGCAGGGGGGCAGGAGGACAAAGUGGCUGUGCUGCAAUGUCACGGUGGGCAGUCACAAGGCUGAGGUGAGGAGGACAUGUCCAGGGCUGCCACUGGGCUGCAGGGAUGAGGGGUGAGAGCCAUGGAAUAGCCUGGCUGGCAGUGUCACCGGGGAAGAAAUUACCAGCUGGCGCUCUCCCUCCUGCCUGCGUCGCCUUGGCUCCUUCAAAUUACAUGUUAUCUUCCCAAGCAAGUCUGUCACUGGCUCAGUCUUUUGGGCCCGUGAGCAUUUCUGUGCAGGGUGAGGUCCUGGUUGUCCCUCGAGGAGGACCCCCAGAGGCUGAUGUCCCCCCAUCCCAGGUGCGCAACAGACCACAACUCGGACAACACGACGGCGAUGCUGCGGGAGUGGCUGGGGGCGGUGGGGAAGGACUAUCACUCGGUGGCCUGGAAGGUGCAAGAGGAGCCCAGCUCCUACCCUGAUGAGCUUGGUCCCAAGCACUGGAGUGACGAACGCUAUGAAAACGUGAUGAAGUUGAAGCAGGAAGCUCUCACCUAUGCCCGGGAGCAGCAGGCAGACUACAUCCUGUUUGUGGACACUGACUGCGUCCUGACCAACAACCAGACCCUCAAGUUUCUUAUGGCACAGAACAAGUCAGUGGUGGCCCCCAUGCUGGACUCGCAGACCUUCUACUCCAACUUCUGGUGUGGCAUCACACCCCAGGGAUACUAUCGCCGGACAGCUGACUACUUCCCCACCAAGAACCGGCAGCGGGUGGGCUGCUUCCGCGUCCCCAUGGUCUAUGCCACCUUCCUGAUCGACCUGCGGAAGGAGGAGACCUCGCAAUUGGCUUUCUACCCACCCCACCCCAACUACACCUGGGCCUUUGAUGACAUCAUCGUCUUUGCCUACUCCUGCCAGGAGGCUGGUGCGGAGGUCCAUGUGUGCAACCAGCACCGCUUUGGUUACAUCAAUGUUCCUCUGAAGGCCCACCAGACACUGGAGGAUGAUCGUGCCAACUUUGUGCAUCUCACGCUGGAGGCCAUGGUGGAUGGUCCCCCCAUGCAGCGCUCCAGGCACAUUUCUCUUCUGCCCAGGCCACUCACAAAAAUGGGCUUCGAUGAAGUCUUCCUAAUCAACCUGGUGCGGAGGCCAGACCGGCGGCAGCGAAUGCUGGCAUCCCUGCAGGAGCUGGAAAUCAUUCCACGGGUGGUGGAUGCUGUGGAUGGAAGCACGCUCAACAGCAGUGACAUCAAGGUGCUGGGUGUGGACCUGCUACCUGGGUACUACGAUCCCUUCUCUGGCCGCACGCUCACCAAGGGCGAGGUUGGCUGCUUCCUCAGCCACUACAAUAUCUGGAAGGAGAUCGUGUCCCGGAGGUUGGAGCGCUCAGUAGUCUUCGAGGAUGAUGUGCGCUUCGAGGCUGCCUUCCCAGCACGGCUGCAGCGGCUGAUGGAGGAGCUGGAGCAGGCACAGCAGGACUGGGACCUCAUCUACUUGGGGAGGAAACAGGUGAACGACGAGGAUGAGGCACCUGUGAAAGGCGUGCGGAACCUGGUGGUGGCUGGGUACUCGUACUGGACACUGGCCUAUGCCAUCUCCCACCAUGGGGCGCGGAAGCUGCUGGCCGCCAAACCCCUCUCCAAAAUGCUGCCCGUGGACGAGUAUCUGCCCAUCAUGUACGACAAGCACCCCAAUGAGGAUUACAAGCGGCACUUCUCCCCACGGGACUUGCUGGUGUUUUCGGCUCACCCCCUCCUGGUUUAUCCCACUCACUAUGCUGGGGACAGCAACUGGCUGAGCGACACCGAGACUUCCACCAUCUGGGAUGAUGAUGCCAAGAAGACUGACUGGGUUGGCUCGCAGAAGACUCUGAGGGACUCACGGGGCAGUGCUGGCCACCUCCGCACCACGGCCCGUGAUGAGCUCUGAUGGGAUGAGGGAUUGUGAUCCAGCUCGGAGCACCGUGGGCAAGGACUCUAUACUGCCCACUCCCACUCAAGAGAUGCAGCUGCCGUGGACACAGCCCCACAGGGUUCUUUGAAUCUGCAUACGACGAAUCCACCCAAGGCAGGAUUUGCCCCAGGAAAGCCUCUCCCUGCCAAGUGGAGAGAUCAGAGGAGCACUGUGCUCCGUCUCUGCUGAGGACACAUCUCCAGGACAGUCCCAAGCGAUGCCAACUCUGCCAUCUCCCACCAGCCUGGACUUUGGGGAGAGGACUCUGGGCUGGCACCCGUGGUGGCCUCCUGCCACUGACUGGGCUUGUCCCUUGUGCCAUGGCUGGGUGGAAGCCCAGGGAGGAUUAAAGCAGACUGAGUUGA